GAUUUAAACCAUAACAAAUAAAUAAAAUAAAUGAGAGGAAAAGAUAUUUAUUGUUUUGCUUGUGAUUUUGAUAGUUACUCCACUAACACUUAUCUUAAACAAGAAAGUUAGUAACGCUCCAAGAUGAGUGCAAGUCAAAUGUUUGGAAUCAUUGUAUCAGGGCGUCUGGUACAAACUGAUGCCCAGCAAGUGAGCGAGAACCAGAUUUUAUUCAAUAUACCAGACGCAGAUAGUAUUAACCAUAUAGUUGUGUUCAUGACUGGUCAAGUUCCGUUUCCAGAUGGCCUUGGUGGGGCAGUGUAUUUUUCCUGGCCAAGUUCAGCUGGCCAGUCAUGGCUGCUAUUGGGACAUAUUUCCAAUGUGAAACCAAGUGCAAUAUUCAAAAUUACCAACCUAAAAUCAUCUGAUAGUAAUAACAGCAGUCAUCCAUUUGGGCAGAUGGAGCCCCAGUCGCACCUGGCUCAGAUCGGAAUUUCUGUAGAACCUCUGACAGAGUUGUCGCAGCAAACACCCGCUACGCUCACCAAAACGGCCAAUGUGGAACCUUUUGUGGAGUUCUCAAAGACUAUGUGUGAAAACCUGUUCAAUUAUGCAUCAUCAUUUACACAGACUCAAGCUCAAAUGGUUCCAAAUCCCAAUGAGAUGUUUGUGCCUUUAAGUAAAUUACAGCAGUGGUACGAAAACUUUCUACGGAGGUUGCAGCAAAACCCUUACUUUUGGAGAUCAUGACAAUCAAAAUUUUUUAUUUUAUUAUUUAGAAUCGGCUAGAUUUUUAUGUUUUGUUUUACUUUUAAAUUGAAACUGCAAAAGUGCAUAAUCAGGACUAGGUAUGUUUUAGUCAUUGUCUUUAUGAAAUGUAUUAAACUUUCUGACAUUAUUGAAAGUAAUGGCUUCUUUGCAUUUAUUUCUAUGUAAGUGAAGUCUGGCAUGAAUGAGUCUGAGAAACAAAUUGUUAAUUGUAUUUUUAGAGAAUUCGUGAUCAGCUACAUGCAGUUAGUUUUUCUUUAUAUAGAAAUUUUGAAAGCUUAAUUAAUUAAAGAUUUCAUUAGCUACUCGAUGUAUAUCAUAUUAAUUUUAGCUGUAUGAAUCAAUUAAGCUUAACUUAAAAUAUCGUAAUAAAUUUUCUUUUCACAGGAUGUAGUAAUUUUGGAUGUAUGAAAGAUUUUUCGUUGAGUAGUGCAAUUUUUACAGAGGCAAACAAGGAAAAUUAAAACUGGCAUAAACUAAAAAUUAUUACAAAGAGUCGUAUUUGAAACACAUUAAUGAAAAAAUAUUGGGGUACUUUUUGAGUUAUCUGCCCCAGAAAAAUGAGUUAACUGUUUUAGGUUUUAUUAUUGGUUUGGAAAUGAUUUUGUGCAUGUGCCAUUACUUUAUUUAUUUCAUACAAGCAUUUUGGAAGUACACUUUUUUUUAAAAUUCAAACAAUAAUUUUUGCAUCAGAUAUAUAUAGCUUUAUGCACUUUAAUUCUUGCGUGUUCAAAAAUUUUGUUUGGUCUUUGUAAUAAAGUGCACUACUCCCGACAAAAUACAUUGACUCGGUGUUAUUAUAUAGAGGAUAUUUGUUUAGUUCAGUGUAAGAUCAGAAUAUAUUUCACCGAGUGAGCACCAAAAGGUAUAUUUCACGAGUGGCGCAGCUACGAGUGAAAUGUGAACUUUUGGUGUUCAUGAGGUGAAAUAUAUUUCGAUCUUACAUUAAACUUAACAAAAUUUCUUUUUAUUAUAUGCAGAGAAACGUUUAAAAAGACAUUUUAACCUACUAAAUGAAAAGCGCGCCAAAUAAUAAUAAAACGUGACAUCAUUUAUGACGUCACGCAAUUAAGUUGUUUCCAGUACAGUGUACACUGGUAUUUCACUGAAACAAUGUAACAGGCUUGUAUUCAAAACAGUGAAAUUAUCAGUUUUUUAUUUCACUGAUAUAUUUCUUUAAACCACCGAAAAGCAUGUAAUAAAUCAUAGAAAUAGUUUAGGUAGAGUGGUCAGGUCCAUGAGUUUGGAAAUAUGAAACAGCUUGAAACACUGUAUGAAUAAAUCAGUCAGUCGGUGAGUCAAUUCAUGUUGUUGGUAUAUUUAUGACAACUAUAUAUCUAUAGUAAAAAAUUACAAAAUGAACAGACAUUUAAUACCGGUACUUAUUUGCUCAAUCACAAUGAUUUAAUCCCUCAUUAAAACUACUCAUGUUAUAGACACAAUUUAUGGCUGUAAUUGUCUUCCAUAGUACAUAAGGCAACCAUAUUCUAGCUUACAGAUAGUUGUUCAAACCUUUUAGCUCAGGUACUUCUUAAAUUGUUAUAACUAGAGUUAUGAUUUUCUACCAGAAUUAGUGCCCUUGAUUCUGUUACUAUGGUUAUUUCAUGUUUUAAUUUCACCGAGGGAUGGUUGGCUUGUAUUUUGACUUUUAUCUGAUAAAAUAUGGUGUAUAUUUUUUAUUGCCCCUAUUAUAACUGUGCUUAAUAGUAUUUUAAUCAAUGGAAUGGUUAGGAAAAAUAAUGGUUAGUGUUGGAACAGUUAUUAAAGAUUGCUUUUGUGCCAUACUUGACCUAAUUGUUAGAUAUGUCUUUGCCAGAAGGGUUGUUUCUGUAUACAAAAGUAUAGACUUUAUGUUGUGUUUAACUUGGUGUUUGCAAUAUAGCUGUGCUUAUAAAUCAAUUAACUGCGAAUCUAAUUAGAAUAAUAAGAGGUCUUGGCAGGCCAUUAAGGAAUAUUGUUGAUGACUUUUAAACUUUCUUUUCAAACUACAUUGUAUUUAACAUGCAUGUGUAAAUUAUAUAAAUUUCCUUCUUAUGUACUUUGUUAUGUAUUUUUUAUUAUAUUUCACUAUAUUGGUGAUCAACCGAGGCGCCAUUUGGUGCAGCUUUUAUCUUGGACAUAAUAUAUGAUAUAAUGUUCUAGUUUUUAUGUAUACUAAUUAUA
This is a messenger RNA of Ruditapes philippinarum (Manila clam), 2910 nucleotides long. RefSeq names its product protein OPI10 homolog. The coding region runs from base 124 to 729 and encodes 201 amino acids. Gene Ontology annotation, cellular component: nucleus; cytosol. Gene Ontology annotation, molecular function: nuclear import signal receptor activity; Hsp70 protein binding. Gene Ontology annotation, biological process: protein import into nucleus. The record is from RefSeq and is a predicted model, not a curated record. The transcript has 4 exons. Lineage: Eukaryota; Metazoa; Mollusca; Bivalvia; Venerida; Veneridae.